AUGGGAGAGCUGGCAAAAGGCUUGGAGAGCUGGAAAAGGCUUGGGAGGAUCCUGCCUUCAAGAGAAAGCGGGAGAAAGCGGGAGAUAUUUGCACAAAACAGGCGCAGUGAGACUGGCGGUGAUGGAGCAGGGCCUUCUCGACACACAGGCGGAUCUAUAUCUACUAUAGAGACUGCUCGAUUAUUAGCUGAAAAAUUUGGUCGUGAGCCCACACCAAUUGAGGUGUUUACAUACACUCACACGAAGGACCACGAUCUUAAUACGUUUGUCGACAGACGUGCGGUGAGCGUUAAUAAGAACUAUACUGUAGCUCGGGAGCAUCUUGUUUCUUCUCAGGCUGAAUCUGAAGCUGAGUCAAGAAUUGAUGAGGUAGCACUUUAUCUCGAGGCUGUAGGGGGUGAGAAGGAGGCUUGUAGGGGGGCGAGAAGAAGAGAGCCAAGCACAGCACCACAGCCCGAGCACACUGACGUGCCGAGGAGUUUACUGCAUUACGGGCUCAUGUUGAUGAUCAGCAGAGACAGAUUGCAGAACUUAGAGUGCAUGUCAUGCGGCUGUCCGGUUAGCCCGAUGCGUACUUCUUCCUUUGAUCCUGCGCCUACUACAGAUCGAAAUGUUUCGACAUCUCAGCAGCAGCCACUACCGUCUCCUAAUCCUGAUGUUGCAGACGAUACCUUUGUCACCCCUCCCGGCACUACAGCAUAUCCAGCAGGUACUCCUCUCGGCGAUCCGACAUUGGAUCGUGCAGAUGACCAACUGCGUGGAUUUGAUUUUGAACCUUUUUAG
Molecule: messenger RNA, 783 nt
Organism: Jatropha curcas
Lineage: Eukaryota; Viridiplantae; Streptophyta; Magnoliopsida; Malpighiales; Euphorbiaceae
Source: RefSeq, a predicted model, not a curated record